Macadamia integrifolia is the source of this 2809-nucleotide messenger RNA. Its product is annotated as mitochondrial carrier protein MTM1-like. NCBI's taxonomy places the organism in Eukaryota, Viridiplantae, Streptophyta, Magnoliopsida, Proteales, Proteaceae. Gene Ontology annotation, biological process: mitochondrial transmembrane transport. The transcript has 10 exons. The record is from RefSeq and is a predicted model, not a curated record. The coding region runs from base 1309 to 2535 and encodes 408 amino acids.
GUUUCUACCGUUUUUUGAAACAUAAAUGGCAGAAACGUUAUCAAACGAGCCCUCGGUCUUAUAUUUGGACAAAACAUAUCAAUAAAAACAACUGUCUUUUUUCUCAACUAAAUGGGGUCGAUUACAUUCAUCCAAACAUGUGAAAAAGAUGCAAGACGUUUAAAUCAGUUAAACUAAAAACCCACCUCAAGGGGUUGAACGAAAUAAAAAACAUGAUGUAUUUAAAAAGGUUUAAAAGACAUGAAUCUGGAUCCGGAUGGGUCCGGCCAAUGGAAAUCGGGGAAAAAUCCCCUAACCCAGUUUUCGUGUAGGUUCAAUCUGAUCUGGAUUGGCCGGAAUCGGCCGACCCAUCUAUUCGAUCCGACUUUUUCAAACCCUGGAUGUAAAAACAAUAUGAGUCAAUGAAGACACGUGGCAUUCUCGUUAGCAGCCACAUGAGCUGCUGUCACCGCAACCUCAAUUCUUUCUUAGUUCACAUGUGGCAGUCGAUAGUUAGUCCACUUGUGGGAACGUUGAUUCCACACGUAUCAAAACAGGUUUGGAAUUAGUUUUUCGGACACUCCAAAGACCACCCGGAGCCCCGAAGACGUAGACCCAAUCUUCUUCCUAUCCAAAUUUUCUACCGAGAUGACGACUGUGAUGACGAUGUCAUUCAAAUGACGUUUUAAUUUAGUCGUUUACCUUCAAAUGACGGUUUAAUUUAGUUGUUAACCUUCACCGCCGUUAUAUCAUUGGUUGGAUCCUGGAAUCUGGACUCAACCUUCCCCAAUCGGAUAUGGAACGAGUCCGAUCAGGGGCACCAUCACCCCAUAGAAGAAACGUUUAAGGGCUUGUUUUCCCGUAUCGGAAUCUCUCAAGGGUCCUCGUUCUGGUUUAGAAUUAGAAGAUCAGUUACAGAGACGACCUCAUUGUUUCGUUCCUUCUUCUCCCCUCUUCAGUCUCUACACCACAGUAGAAACCCUAGAAACUCUUUCUCUCUCUCUCUCUCUCUCUCUCUCUUGCUCAAUGGUCUCUAGCCAUUAAUCUAAAGUCUUCUACUUUGUGUUUCUCACUUUCUUUUUUGGGUUUGAACACAAAUAGUAUUUUCCUUUCGUGAUUCCAAGUGAGGAAGCAAGCUCGCCUCUUCAGCAAUUCCUAUCUUUCAGUUGGGUUGAUUCCCACUUUCUCGGAAUUUUUUGAUUCUUUUAUUCUCACAAGUCACUACACCUUUUCUCUACCUCCCAUUAAUCCAUCAUUUUUGGGUUUUAGCCUUUUUCGUUUUUCUUUUCUGCUGCUUUGAUUAUUUGAGAAGUAAGGGGAUUGAAAGGGAUGGUGGGUUCAAGGCAUACCCUUCCAUCAUGGAUUAGUGCAGCGGCGUGGAGUGUUGAUUUCGAUGGUAAGGUGUCUUCUGUAUCGGAAGCCAUGUUCACAGAGGGGAAGGAAGCUUCGCCUCCUCAACCCCACCGCUCUAACUCCGAUGCCAAUUUGAAUUUCGGAGAACGGGCCGUCUCUGCUGCUGGUGCCGCUGUUCUAUCGGCGAUCCUCGUUAAUCCCCUUGAUGUCGUCAAGACAAGGUUGCAAGCACAGGCUGCUGGAGUUCCUUAUUCACGUACAAGGCACCAUGUUAGUGGCCGUAUGGCCUCUCUUGGACCAAAUACGUUAUUUUCAGAUCUGAGAUGUUCUCCAUAUUGCCCUCGUGGUGGAAUGGUUGGUACUGAAGCAGUUUGUCCUCCUGAUUGUUUUCAGUACAAAGGAACAUUGGAUGUCUUCUACAAGAUAAUACGACAGGAGGGAUUUACAAGGCUGUGGAGAGGCACAAAUGCAGGUUUAGCAUUGGCAAUACCAACUGUGGGGAUAUACUUACCUUGCUACGACCUUUUCCGCAAUUGGAUUGAAGAGUUUACAUCCCAGAAUGCUCCAUACUUGACCCCGUAUGUCCCCUUAAUUGCUGGCUCAGCAGCACGUUCAUUAGCUUGCAUUUCUUGCUAUCCUAUUGAACUGGCCAGAACCCGAAUGCAGGCAUUUAAAGAGAUAAAAAUUGGCACCAAGCUUCCAGGAGUAUGGAAGACUCUCCUUGGGGUCCUCUCCCCCGUCAGGGGCUCAAGUAAUAACUUCCAAAACUUGCAAAGCUACCGCAUUCUGUGGACUGGAGUUGGAGCACAACUUGCUCGUGAUGUUCCCUUCUCUGCAAUUUGCUGGUCAACAUUAGAGCCCAUUAGGCGAACUCUUCUUGCUCUGGUGGGUGAAGAAGCCAAUGCAGCAAGUAUCCUUGGGGUAAAUUUUGCCGCGGGUUUUGUUGCUGGUAGCCUUGCUGCUGCUACUACAUGUCCUCUAGAUGUUGCAAAAACCCGAAGGCAAAUAGAGAAGGAUCCAACGAGGGCAUUAAAAAUGACAACAAAGACGACACUAAUGGAGAUCUGGAGGGAUGGAGGUAUGAAAGGACUCUUUACAGGCGUUGGUCCACGUGUUGGUCGUGCUGGUCCAUCAGUUGGAAUUGUUGUUUCCUUCUAUGAAGUUGUGAAAUACAUUCUACACCAGAGAACUGCAACCUCAUAAUACAGAGAGUUUGAUCUAUUGAGGAUUUCAAUCUUUGCACAUACUUGCGGCCCGAAACAUACAAUAACCACUGCUAGCUUCUAUAAAAAUGACUCGGCUCGAAGAUGAUAAAAUGUUGUUUGCACCAUGGUGGAAGUGGAACCAUGCUUCAAGAGCACAUUGCUGGUGAUAGUUUUCUGUAUACCCAAUUUUUGACUGUGAAUAUGUAUUUUUUUUUCAUAAGAAAUCAAACUAAUAUAACUUAAUUAAAUACAAAGUUUAACUAUAUCCUCCA